Messenger RNA from Protomyces lactucae-debilis, 1645 nucleotides. RefSeq lists its product as uncharacterized. The coding region runs from base 190 to 1548 and encodes 452 amino acids. Gene Ontology annotation, molecular function: LPPG:FO 2-phospho-L-lactate transferase activity. The transcript is spliced from 4 exons. Lineage: Eukaryota; Fungi; Ascomycota; Taphrinomycetes; Taphrinales; Protomycetaceae. The record is from RefSeq and is a predicted model, not a curated record.
GGACGGCAUGGUUGCGCUCCUCAACUACCGCGAGGACGGUACCACCCCAUACUUUUCUUUCUUCAAGCACGCUCUCAAGGAGGAGAAGCUUUAAAAUGUCGGUUGGAUCAUAGAUUUAUACAAAAAGCCAUUCGCUCUAAUUCCCACCGACAUCUAGUCAUAAUUGCUGCUGGUCUCAGCCCACGGCCCAUGCUGGCAAGUCACGAUGAAGACGCAAGCUUGAGAUCUGCUAGGAGUCAAGCUCCUCCACACAUUGCUGUUCUCUCUGGGGGUUCAGGCGGUAAUAGCCUUGUUCAACCGCUCGCUCGCAUCACAGAUACAGUCAGCUACAUCUUGCCCAUUAGUGACAAUGGCGGCAGUACUUCUGAGAUCCUUCGCGUUCUUGGCUCUGUCAGCGUCGGAGACCUACGAUCUAGGCUUGUCCGUCUCAUACCGGACACUGACCGCAACGGUCGUCCAAAUCCCACAAAGACAUUGCUAGCGUACCGUUUGCCGGUUGAUACACAUGCAGCACGUCACGACUGGCUUGACUUGCUUGAUGGUCGACAUACACUAUGGAGAGACGUGCAUGUCGAUGUCCAACGCUCCCUGACUGCCUACCUACGCGUCUUUUACAGCGAAAUCCUCAAACGCACCGCAGGCCUCGCUCGAGUCUUCAACUUUAGCACAGCAGCAUUCGGCAACCUCGUCUUAUCCGGCAUGGUUCUCUUCUUCGGUCAUAUGGAAACGGCAAUUUUCACAUUCUGCAGACUCACCCACAUCAAUGAACAUACCCGGGUGUUGCCUAUACUCAGUACACGCUUCACAACGCCCAUCGCAGCAGUCUUGCAAGAUGGUACCGUCAUUGCUGGUCAAAAUGCAAUUUCUCAUCCGGCAGCCUACAGUGCCAUUGAGUCAAACUUGCCAUCGCCUGAAGACGACGAUGCAAAUCUACCUGGCUCACUCGCCUCACUACGUGCGCCGGGCAUCAUUUUCGAUAAACAAGUCGCGGUACCGUUACCGUCCCCAAUCGAACGCAUCUACUAUAUUAACCCAUAUGGCCAAGAAAUGCAUCCACAAGCGAAUCCAAACGUCCUCCAGGACCUUGCUCAAGCGGAUGCAUUGGUGUAUGCGCCUGGCUCUCUGUAUACCUCCCUAGCACCUUUACUCCUACCAGCUGGGAUAGGCAAAGCCAUUCAACAACUACAAGUACAGCGUAGACCGCGUAUAUUUCUGCUGAAUGGAUCGCUUGAUCGAGAAACACCAGGAUAUUCUUGUUGGGACUUCCUCGUUGCAGCAGCAAAAGCAGCAGGGUUGACAGAUGGCUUGGACAGCGCUACGACUGAGUCUGGUCUUCAAGCACUUUGUUCGCAUCUCGUCUAUAUUCGACAAGGAGACAGUCUAGAGCCUGGUACGAGCCCAGAAAUUGACUUGGCACAGCUUCGCGCACUCGGUAUCGCCACGGUCUCUUGUGCAGGACGUUGGGAGGGUCAGGUACGUGUAUACCAGCUAGGCGAUCGACCCUCCAUCAUCUUGGUCGCGUACCUGCGUCCGAAAGCUAGGAACUAGUGGCAUUAAUUGUAUGGAUUGCGCAUGUCCAAGGCUCUCUGCAGCUAGCGCCAUCGAACGAUAUCAUCCUAGGCCUACACAUCAUGAAGCAGGCUUU